Molecule: messenger RNA, 1759 nt
Organism: Cyprinus carpio (common carp)
Lineage: Eukaryota; Metazoa; Chordata; Actinopteri; Cypriniformes; Cyprinidae
Gene: rdh10b
Product: retinol dehydrogenase 10b
Cellular component (GO): lipid droplet
Molecular function (GO): oxidoreductase activity, acting on the CH-OH group of donors, NAD or NADP as acceptor
Source: RefSeq, a predicted model, not a curated record
GUUGAGAUGUAGAUAGGCUGGAAACUGUGCAUUAGAUAUGACGCAGACGCUAUGACUGCUUUGCAUAGCAGGCGGACACAAACGCAUGGAAAGUUAUGAAGUCAAAUGAGUUCGAUCAUAUUUAAAGAGCUGCGAGACACAAAAUACACUGUAAUGGGUGGAAUUCAUCCGUCGUGAGGGGAUCCAGAUUUUAUUCAAGCCUCGACAGGGUGUUUCUUUGAGCACAUCUGCGGUUUGAUUUCUUUCUCUGCUGUUGGGACUGAACGUCGUUGUAAUUUGUUUAGUUUGGCGAGUGGAAACAGAGGCACGCGUACAUUAUGAAUAUUGUAACUGAAGUGUUCGUGGUCACUUUUAAAAUAAUAUGGUCGUUCGUACUGGCCGGUGCUAAAUGGUUUAUUCCCACACGAGAAAAGAGUGUGGAGGGUCAAGUGUGUGUUAUUACUGGCGCUGGAAGCGGUCUCGGGCGACUCUUUGCGCAGGAGUUUGCCCGGAGACGAGCGACCCUUGUGCUGUGGGACAUCAACCGAGAGAGCAACGAGGAGACCGCGGAGACUGUGCGUCAAAUCUACCGAGAAAUCAAGCCCUCCGCUGGGUCUUCAGAUAGUGUUGAAGAGUUGCCUCCGUUCCAGCCGAAAGUUUACACGUAUGUUUGCGACGUCAGUAAACGUGAGAGUGUGUAUUCGACCGCAGAGAAGGUGCGCAAAGAGGUGGGCAACAUCGACCUGUUGAUCAAUAAUGCUGGAGUUGUGUCCGGACGUCAUCUUCUCGAGUGCCCUGAUGAGCUUAUCGAGAGGACUUUGAUGGUCAACUGCCAUGCUCACUUCUGGACUGCAAAGGCUUUCCUUCCCAAGAUGCUUGAGCUGAAUCACGGACACAUUGUAACUGUAGCUAGCUCAUUGGGUUUGUUCACCACUGCUGGUGUGGAGGACUACUGUGCAAGCAAGUUUGGAGCCAUUGGCUUCCAUGAGUCUUUGAGCCAUGAAUUGAAAGCAGCUGAUAAGGAUGGAAUAAAGAUGACGCUGGUCUGUCCUUUUUUAGUUGACACUGGCAUGUUCAGUGGCUGCAAAAUUAGGAAAGAAAUGGCACCAUUGUUUCCACCGCUAAAGCCAGAGUACUGUGUCAAACAGGCCAUGAGAGCCAUACUAACAGACCAACCAAUGAUCUGCACGCCACGAGUCAUGUACAUGGUCACCUUCAUGAAAACUGUUUUGCCAUUUGAUGCCAUUGUGUGCAUGUACAGAUUUAUCGGAGCUGAUAAAUGCAUGUACCCCUUUCUGGCUCAACGCAAGGAGUCCACGAACAACAAUGAAUCUAAGACUUGAAUCUAACGGUUCUGACUGAGCAACGCUGCUAAAUUGUUAGUUCCUCUGGAACGCUGAAAGCUGUACAUUGAAUUUUUUUUUCAGAUUACAUUUUAAUGUCAUCUUUGAGGCUGCAAUAAUUUCAAAUGUAGAACACUAUGUAGCAAUUAGCUUUUAUUAUGAAAUGCUGUGUUAAAGUAAGGUUGCUUAAGGCCUGACACCUAUUUAUGUAUUCACAUUUUAUUUGUCCAGUGUUGUUGCUUUCCUCUCAACAUUCCAAGACUUUGUCACUUUAGAGGCUUUAUUCUCCUAAUAACACUAUGAAAUGCACUGAAAGUAUUGAAAGUGUUUCCCCUUUGUGGUUUGUGUUGAUGAUUUGGGAUAACACCAAUGAUUAAAGCAAAAGAUUAGCAGAAAUUGCCACGUGCUUUUUGUUGAAUAAACAGCCUUUAAACUAA